AUGUCUUCCUUGAACGACCUGCUUAAAAUCGCAAACCCAGUUCGCGCGUUUGCCUUGAAAAACUUCAGCGUUACUGCUCAUCCUGAUGAGGUUCUCCAGAUCCCCUCACGAGAAGAAGGGCGUUUUAUUCGAAUUCAUGCCUACAAUACACUCCAUAGGAGUCCCCCGGCCCCGGUUCUCGUCAACUUCCAUGGCAGUGGCUUCGUGAACCCUUUGCAUGGAAGUGACGACGAGUUUUGCAAAUUCAUUGUCGAAAAAACUGGAUUCACUGUCCUGGACUGCUCCUACAGACUCGCACCGGAGAAUAAAUUCCCUGCUGCAGUCCACGACGCCGAAGAUUCCGUGCGAUGGGUUCUUUCGCACCCGGAGAAGUUCGAUGCUUCCCAGCUAUCGAUUUCAGGCUUUAGUGCUGGAGGAAUUCUGUCUCUAGUCCUCAGCUCGGUGGUCUUUCCACACGGAACAUUCAAGAAUGUCUUCGCCGCAUAUCCUCCAACAGAUAUGGUCCAAAGUUCGGCGGACAAGAUUGCCCCUGAUACCUCGAGGGAUGGUGCACCUGUCGAGCUGCUGGAUACAUUCGUGAAAUGCUAUUAUUCAACCCCUGAAGAAGUGCACAGCAUCCUUGCCUCACCGGCCUUCAUACCGGCCGAAAUGUUCUCUGAUAGAAUUUUUCUCGCUACUGCGGCGUGCGACUGCCUCUGUCUCGAAGGAGAGGCGCUUGGAAAUAAGAUCAAAGCUGCGACGACCAAACGUGUUCAGAUGCACCGGUAUGAUGGUUGUGAACACGCUUUUGACAAAGCGUAUGAAAAAGGCUCUGUCCAGGAAAGAGCGAAAGAUGACCUCUACGAAAGGAUGGCCUCGUUCCUAAAAGAGUGA
Messenger RNA from Penicillium mononematosum, 873 nucleotides. RefSeq names its product alpha/beta hydrolase. The record is from RefSeq and is a predicted model, not a curated record. Lineage: Eukaryota; Fungi; Ascomycota; Eurotiomycetes; Eurotiales; Aspergillaceae. The coding region runs from base 1 to 873 and encodes 290 amino acids. The transcript has a single exon. Gene Ontology annotation, molecular function: hydrolase activity.